Micromonas pusilla CCMP1545 is the source of this 459-nucleotide messenger RNA. RefSeq lists its product as uncharacterized. Gene Ontology annotation, molecular function: peptidyl-prolyl cis-trans isomerase activity. Lineage: Eukaryota; Viridiplantae; Chlorophyta; Mamiellophyceae; Mamiellales; Mamiellaceae. The record is from RefSeq and is a predicted model, not a curated record. The transcript is spliced from 2 exons. The coding region runs from base 1 to 459 and encodes 152 amino acids. Gene Ontology annotation, cellular component: chloroplast.
AUGCCAUCCGCGAAUCAUCGAUCAUCAGAGCAACUCAAGACGCGGCGAGAGGUGCGGGAGGCUGUCGAGGGGACGACGGCGGUCGCGGAGGCGAAGCGCGUCGAGGUGGCGACGGAGAGCGGGCUGCGAUACGUCGAUAUCGUCGUCGGCGGGGGCGACGCGCCGAAGAACGGCUACCUUCUCGCGGCGGACGUCGUCGCCACCGUCGUCGGCGACGGCGACGAGGCGCGUUCUCAUCCAUCGCACUGGUUCCCGUACGACCCCAACGACCCCGAAGUCGUGGUCCUGGACACGAAAAAGACGCGUCGGCCGCUGAUAUUCGCGUUCGGUAAGCCCACCGGCCCGAUCACGCGCGGGGUCAUGGAGGGCGUGAGCACGAUGCGCCAGGGCGGCGUCCGCGUGAUGACGGUGCCGGCGAACGUGGGGUUCGGGAGCGAGGGCGCGACGGUGCGAAAUUGA